Mixia osmundae IAM 14324 is the source of this 990-nucleotide messenger RNA. RefSeq lists its product as uncharacterized. Bases 1 to 990 code for a protein of 329 amino acids. Gene Ontology annotation, molecular function: nitronate monooxygenase activity. The record is from RefSeq and is a predicted model, not a curated record. NCBI's taxonomy places the organism in Eukaryota, Fungi, Basidiomycota, Mixiomycetes, Mixiales, Mixiaceae. The transcript has 4 exons.
AUGAUCUCUACAGAGCUCACGCGGCUGCUAGGCAUCCGUGUACCCGUCGUGCAGGGUGGUAUGCAAUGGGUCGGUCUGCCACAAUUGGCAGGCGCCGUCAGCGAAGCCGGCGGUCUCGGCAUCCUCACUGCACUCACCCAGCCGAGUCCUGACGCGCUCCGACAAGCUAUCAGGGAUACAAGGAAGAUCACAAGCAAGCCCUUCGCGGUCAAUCUGACGUUCCUGCCGACGAUCUCACCACCGCCGUACAUGGACUACGCCAAAGUCGUCGUCGAAGAAGGCGUCAAGAUCGCGGAGACGGCAGGAGGACCUGACGCGAAGCCGAUCAUUCAGUAUUACAAGCAAAACAAUGUCUUUGUCAUCCACAAGUGCACUUCCAUCAGACAUGCACUGAGCGCACAGAAGCUCGGCGUCGACAUGCUGUCCGUCGAUGGAUUCGAAUGCGCUGGUCAUCCGGGUGAGGACGACAUCGGCGGUCUUGUACUGCUUGCCAGAGCCGCACAAGAGCUCAAAGUACCUUUCCUCGCCUCUGGCGGAUUCGCCAACGGACAGGGACUUGCCGGCGCGCUCGCCCUCGGCGCGUGUGGCAUCAACGCUGGCUCACUCUUCAUGGCCACCGAUGAAGCACCCAUUCACGAUAACAUCAAAAAGAUCAUUGUAGACUCCACCGAACGCGACACUAUUCACAUAUUCAGGACAUUCAACAACACUGCGCGAGUGUACAAGAAUAAGAUCGCCAAGGAGGUCGUAGCGAUCGAGCGGAGACCGGGAGGAGCCAAGUUUGAAGAUGUCAGGGAGCUCGUCAGCGGGCAGAGGGGCAAGACGGUCUAUACGACAGGCGACUCGGAUGCGGGCAUCUGGUCUGCCGGUACUGCCGUCGGCUUGAUCACCAAAGUGCAAUCCUGCAAGAGUCUGCUCGACGAGAUCGAGCGCGACGCCGAGGCGAUCAUCAAUAGGAUGUCGAGCAUGACCCAACGAUCCAAGUUGUAG